Rotaria socialis is the source of this 249-nucleotide messenger RNA. Lineage: Eukaryota; Metazoa; Rotifera; Eurotatoria; Philodinida; Philodinidae. The record is from the annotation of a GenBank genome assembly.
AUGUGCAACACAAAAGCAAAUAUUUCAUUUUCUAAACGAGCAAAUGGAAAACUAAAUUUUGCUUUUCUUAGACUUCCAUUAACAACAGAUCAGCAAAUACUUGAGCCGGAUUGGGAAGUAUAUUUACGUGACACAGCACGAAUGGUCGGUGAAGAACAAACACCUCAACGAAUUUUACAAGCACGCGAACGUCUUUAUGAAUUAGUUGCACAUUGUAUUCCAGCAGAAAUUAUUUUUAAAGUACCUUAG